AAAUCUUUUUUUCAAUAUCAAAAUUUUCAUUGACAUCAUUGUUACCAAUGGUUACCAAAAAUAUGGCAACGCCCAUCUUCAAGCAAAUUCAUUGUCCUCACCAAAAUUGGAAAAUAGUUGUCAAGUAUAACAACAAUAAGGGUGUUUAUAAAUCAUGACUCGAAAAUGAAAAGAAUGGAAUCUCUUUGAGUAAAAUUCUAAAUGUGUGGGAUGCCAGAACAUUUUUGCAUUAUUAUUUAAAUUUAUCGCAAUUAAUAUGUUGAUUGCAACAUUUAUAACCGAGGGGAAAUUCAUCUUGUAAAACAAUCUUUGUUAGUUAACAAUAAAAUUACAGCGACGGAUUAGACCAAUGUACACAAAUUUGGAUGAACAUCACAAAGUAUAAACAUGAGUUCGGACAAGAAAAUGAACUCAGAUAAUUUGAGUACGUCAGAUUACGCUAAUUUUGCGUUCAAUCCAUACGCUAUUAGCACAGAAGAUCUCACGAAAGCAAAAAAUGGCGAUAAGUCUUUGUUAAAUGGCGGAUACGAAAGAGAUGAAAAUCCACAAUACGAAGAUACAAGCCAAGUUGUAGAACAAGCUGGACUUGGUCGACGAAAAAAAGAGAAUCUUGUUUAUGAAGCAGCAGGAAAAAAGAUAAAGACAAGAAGAGAACAACGACAAAAUUUGCCCCCAUUACCGCCACCUGAAUAUAAUGAUACCUCAAAAGAAACAAAAUCAAAUUGGAAACUACCUUUCCUGAUACUCAGUUUGAUGAUGUUAAUAAGUCUUAUUGGAGCAACUUUAGGAUUACUUGCUUUUUUUAAAGAUAACAAAUGUUCAUGCAAAGAUUCAACAUCCAUAUCACUACCUGUAACGCAAGAAACAAAUAUAUCGCGAUUAAUAAAGCUCGAGACAGCCAUGGAGGAAACCAAAACUGCAUUGGAAAAGCUCCAAAUGAUGUACAACACAGAGACAAAUCAGAAAAUGGUUGUUAUAACAAAAAUCCAAAAACAAGUCGACGAAUUUAAUUCUACAUUGAAGAAUCUCCAAAGGACAUACGACGCUCAAAAUAUGAAGUUCCCAAAUAACAAUCUAACGGCAACGAAUAACAAUCAAACGGACAUGCAGGAAAAACUGAAAAAUACAAUUGAAUCAAUCAAUUCAUCAUUAAUUAGCAAGGUGGAAAAUAUCAAUAAAAACAUAACAUCACUGAAAGAAAGUUUCGAGGACAAGUUACGAAAUAUCAGCAAACAAAUGGGCCCACGUGGAUUUAAUGGAACACAGGGACCAAAAGGUGAAAAGGGGGAUGUUGGUCCACAAGGUAUUGGGAACAUAUCAGCUUGCAUUAUGAAUAAGUUACCUCAAAAAGGAACAUACGUCAACGAACAAUCCAUAGUAAAAAUCGAAUAUGCUCAAAGACAGGGAUGGAAAAUAAUUUCGGCAGUUUGCUCAACAACUCGUGCCCAUGGGACAAUGCAUACAGUUCUUUCAAACCAAGAUAAUACAUACAUUUGCACAUGCUCAGGAAAAUCAACUUUAAAUGCAUCUCAACAAAUUGAGUGUGUUAUUUAUUAUUGGGAAUGCCCAGUAAAUACGUAAUGAUAAAAGUAUUUUCUAACGUUUGUGGUACAAUCACAUAAUCGCUAGUCACACAACGACUUAGCUACUCACACCUGCUUUUGUGUGAACUGUUUCGCGUAACUAGGUGAGAAAUUUUUCAUUUUUCUGAUAACACGCCGAUGAAAUGUUGAAAAAUUUUACUUUUCAUGCGACAUUUGUACAAAUAAAUAUUUCUGACAAUUAUUUAAAUCAACGUUAAAUCCAACAAGUCAAGGACCCAGGCGUGAUUAGCUGAGCCGUUAAUCGAUAUCCAAACCGCAGGUUAAAUGCAACAUAAUAUACAAAUAUACAACGAGUAAGUUCACUGUCUUUAUGCAAAGACUAAGACAUAGAUUACUUACAGAACUACGUAAUUGGAACAAAUGAUAAAAUGAAACAUAUGUGUAAACUAUGUUGCAAAAUUUAUGACUGUAAUUUAACGGAAAGGUUUAUAUGACAUGAUGUAAUAUGAAAUAAUGCUAAGUGCAACUAUGAUUUCUUAAAAAUGUAAAUAAUUUUGCGUAUUAUACAUUGCGUAUUUGUGUGUAAUGUAUAAUUUACAGUAUAAAUCAAGUUGAUAUCAAAAAUAAUAAUAAUGAAUUUUGAAUAAUAAUAAUGAAUUGUAUAGAAAUGCACAUGGUAAAUUAUAGUGUCCUUGAGUGUAUGGACAUGUACAUGGUAUUCUAUGGUAUCCUACGGUAUCAUUGAGUGUAUAGCAUGUACAUGGUAUCAUUGAGUGUAUAGCAAUGUACAUGGUAUCAUUGAGUGUAUAGCAAUGUACAUGGUAUCAUUGAGUGUAUAGCAAUGUACAUGGUAUCCUUGAGUGUAUGGACAUGUACAUGGUAUCCUUGAGUGCAUAGCAUGUACAUGGUAUCCUUGAGUGUAUGGACAUGUACAUGGUAUCCUUGAGUGUAUGGACAUGUACGUGGUAUCCUUGAGUGUAUAGCAAUGUACAUGGUAUCCUUGAAUGUAUAGCAAUGUACAUGGUAUCCUUGAGUGUAUGGACAUGUACAUGGUAUCAUUGAGUGUAUGGACAUGUACAUGGUAUCCUUAAGUGUAUAGCAAUGUACACGGUAUCCUUGAGUGUAUGGACAUGUACAUGGUAUCCUUGAGUGUAUAGAAAUGUACAUGGUAUCCUUGAGUGUAUGGACAUGUACAUGGUAUCCUUGAGUGUAUAGCAAUGUACAUAGUAUUCUUCAGUGUAUGGACAUGUACAUGGUAUCCUAUCACAAUAUUCUUACUGAAACAAAUGCAUGUGUUUGUAAUAAAAAAAAAAUUAUAAAGAUUAUUCUUGCUAAAAUAUUCUUGAAAAAAUAAAACUACACUUUUUGUACAAGUGACAAUGAUGUGCAGAACUAUAAAAA
Messenger RNA from Xenia sp. Carnegie-2017, 2945 nucleotides. RefSeq lists its product as uncharacterized. NCBI's taxonomy places the organism in Eukaryota, Metazoa, Cnidaria, Anthozoa, Malacalcyonacea, Xeniidae. The record is from RefSeq and is a predicted model, not a curated record. The transcript has 6 exons. The coding region runs from base 388 to 1581 and encodes 397 amino acids.